AUGAUCACCUCCUGGGUCGUUCUGACCUCUGCCCAGCUGGGCAGCAAGUGGUUGGGUGCCCAAGCACCUCUCCCAGCGACGCUCCCACCAACCGGGACGUGCACGUUCAAAGCCGCAGCAACGUGCACGGCCAACGCUCAAGAGACGUGCUUCCGCGACGAAACGGUCCGAGCGCGCAGCCCCCGCUCACGCUCCCUCCCCGCCUCGUCGCGUCCCCCGCUGACGCGCCCCUCCCCGCCUCGCGACGCGCAGUGUGCAGAGGACCCGCCCCCGCCACGUCCGUGGACUCCCGACGGCUGCUCGGCCGGCGGCGUUUUGACGUGCCGCUUCUGCGGCUUCCUCCAUUUCCCUGACUGCCCGCCCGCGCCGCCGCCCUCUCUGCCGUCGCCACCGUCGCCGCCAAAGUGCGAUGGGUGCUCGUGGACCCUCGACUACGCGUGCCCCGGCGAGAUGCCUGGUUAUGCCGUGCCCGGCAGGAAAGGGAUUGCAAAAGCGGACGGCUCCGAGUGCUUCAACUUCUGCUGCGUCUCGCCGCCGCCCUCGCUGCCCUCGCCGCCGCGGCCGCCUCCUGCGUUUGCCUUGAACGGGGUCUUCGACGGCGAGAUCGAGGCGGCCUCCACAGAGCGCCGCCUCGCCCACACCGAGCUGCUGCGCGCCUUCGCAAUCGACGGAGACGCGGCGGGCGGCGACGAAGAGCUCGAGGUGCUCAGCAUGCACAGCCCUCGCGACGGGGGGGGGGAGGUGGCGGAUUGGAAGACCGUGGUCCAGACCGUGGGGAGCCGGCCUCCAGACACGGGCCCGGGCUGGUCGAUGCCUCGGAGGGCCGCCCUCCCCCCUGCACGCACUUCCCCGCCCUCCCUGCUCGACGCCUCGCCCACGGCGCCGGCCGACGCCGAACCCGCUGGAGGCGACGGCUCGAGCGACGUCUCCUGCUCCUCGGCGAUGUCGAACCAGCUGGGCACGCACGUCUCCGCCAUCAAAAACCUCUACAAGUAG
Messenger RNA from Emiliania huxleyi CCMP1516, 996 nucleotides. RefSeq lists its product as hypothetical. The record is from RefSeq and is a predicted model, not a curated record. Lineage: Eukaryota; Haptophyta; Isochrysidales; Noelaerhabdaceae. The coding region runs from base 1 to 996 and encodes 331 amino acids. The transcript has 3 exons.